AUGGCCAUCGAGGUCGUCAACCUCACCGAGGCGGAUAUUCCCGAAGCGAUCGAGGUGAUCCAGCACGCGUUUGCCGACGACCCAUAUUUCAAAUGGGUUUUCAAUCCAGCCAAGUUCAAUAAACAAAGGAAUUAUGGUUCUCUUGAAGCACGAUGCCGCUGGGGUAUCAACAACGCCAUCUUCCAGGUCGCCAAAGAGAGCGAUGGAGACGACUCCCCCUCUCGCGUGCUCGGUGUCUCAUGCUGGCUCCCGCCUCACCCCGCCGCAGAGCCUGAAAGCUGGUACAGCUGGGCGCAAAGCUGGUUGCUGUCUUUCUGGCAGUUCCUGAAUAAUAUGCGCCACAUGGGCCGGGGCGGGCUCAACACGCGCCGCUAUUGGAUCUGGAAGGAUCGUCAACGGGAGGCCCAGAGUCAGAUCUGGGAUGAUCCGCAAGGGUACUAUUUCUGUAACAUCGUGGCGGUCAGUCCGGAGGCUCAGGGAAAGGGGAUCGGGAAGAAAUUGUUUCAGGCUGUCACUGAUCGAGCGGACGAGGAAGGGGUGAAGUGUUAUCUGGAAAGCUCAAAAGAGGUGCCCAACGUGGAAAUCUAUCGGCGGAUGGGGUUCGAGAUGGCCAAGGCGAUGGAGUGCAGGGAUGGCGAUGAUGUGUGCAUGCUGUAUUGCAUGGUCCGAAAUCCAAAGUCCAAGCGUUAA
This is a messenger RNA of Aspergillus lentulus, 690 nucleotides long. NCBI's taxonomy places the organism in Eukaryota, Fungi, Ascomycota, Eurotiomycetes, Eurotiales, Aspergillaceae. The record is from RefSeq and is a predicted model, not a curated record.